AUGAAGCGCAAAGGGAGCGAUGCCGUGAUGAUGGUCCACCGGUGGAACCGUCCGCUGCUGUCCUGCGAGCCCUGCCGUGAGCGCAAACGCCGCUGCGACCGUCAGCGGCCCUGCUCAACUUGUUCCCGCCGCGGCGUGCUUUGCAAUUAUAACACGGGGGGCGAGCCACUUAAUGCCAUUGGAAACGAUAAGCCAGAACCGAGCCCUGCCGUGCUGCCCCCUAGCUCGGCAGCUGUGCCGCUCGAUCCGACAUGGAGCCCGACGCUGAGCAACGAGGAGAUCGUGCGCCGCCUCCAAAGGCUGGAAAUCGCAGUCUUCGACGACGUCAGCAGCGCCGCUCCCUUAACCGCUCAUACAGCGGCUCCACCACCGCGCAGGACUGAUGGUGCCAAGGACAGCGGUGGCGAGGCUGCGGCCUACGCUACUCACAUUGCGAACAGGCUCCCGCCGCUUGUUCAGGCACGAGAACUGUUUAAUCACUUUGCGCAGAUAUGCCAGCCGAACUGGGGCGUCUUGCACGUUCCCUCCGCGAGGGCGUUGCUGGAGAGAACGUACAAGGCUCGUGGUGCUGCUGGACAACAGGGGCCCGUGCAACAGAGCCCGGCCGCGGAGGACCUACUCCUCUUGUUCAGCAUCUUUGCGGCCGCCGCAUUCAACUGGACCCCUUCGUUGCUGGAGGGGCUCAAGGCCACGCCGGCGGAGGCCAAGGCGGCCUUUGCAGGCUACAACACCAUCGCCGUGUCCAUACUCGACAAUGACGUAUCGCCCGUGAAGCCCUCGACCACGGCCCUCGCGGCGCUGAGUAACCUCGCGCACCUGAGCACCAACUCACGCGGGCUGUCCGACAAUGUCCUGCUGCUGCGGCUCAAGUGCCUCCUCAUGGCGCGGUCCAUGGGCGUGGACCGUCUCGACACGCGCAAGAGUCGGGAGGAGCGGGCCCAGAAGGGGUGCAACAUGAUUGAGCUCGAGGUGCAGCGCCGCGUCUGGUGGAACCUCGUCGGCUUCGACUGGCUGAAUUCGUUCCCGGGGAGUCCUCGCGAGGGGACGUAUGUGAUCCAGCCCAGGCACAUGAACGUCGGCCUGCCAAGCAACGCACCCGACGAGCUCAUUACAGAAGAGAGGACUGAAGACCUUCCUCUGUCUGUGCCGACACCCAUGACUGCGUUUAUAUACCGCGUCAAACUGGCGGAAGUAUGCCGAAAGGCCGUCGAUACCCUGCCGUCCGUAUCACACGACACCGAAGACGUCGACUACAGCGUCGUCUUGGAGCUGGACACGGCAUUCAACGACUUUCUCCACGACUUACCAUGGUUCUUCCGUCUCGACGAGUCAAGUAUGGCGCAGGCCGCCGAAGUAUGCAAGCAACAGCCCAUGCUCGCCGUCCACCGCGUCGGCAUCAACUUCAGCGCGCAGACACGCCUCUGCCGACUGCACCGCCCGUACCACCUCAUGGACCCGUCAUCCGACGCGCGACACGCGUAUUCGCGCACGGCGUGCAUCCGCGCCGCGCACACGGUGCUCGAGCUGCGGCGCGCCAUGGACGACAUCGGCGCGCGCGUGGGCAUCCGGCCGGCGCGCUCGUGGAUCGUGAUGCAGCACGUCUUCAUCGCGGCGCUGAUCCUCGCGACGGACGUGUCGCGCGAUCCGGACGCCGCGGGGGCGGAUGCGCGGCGGGCGAAGGUCCUCGCUGCGUGCGAGGUGCUGGAGCGGUCGACGGAGGAGUCGGGCGCGCUGAUGGAGGGCGUGCAGAAGAAUCUCCAGGCGCUCAUGGCGGCGCUGCGGGAGAGGAAGCAGGAGCUUCCGUCGGGGCAACAGCGCAUGGGCUCUGUGGCGGUGGGGAGGCCGAGCACUCGAGCGACCGCCGCGGCGAUGGACGACGACGUUGGGGAAGAUGCGGCGGAUGAGACGCUGGGAGCGUACGAAGCUGGAGCUGCCCUGGCUGAAGAGAUGCAGGGCUCAGGCGGGACGACAAGCUCCGACGAUCAAAGUAUGGACCUGCUGUGGACGGAGUUUCUGAAUAUUGCACCGGACCUGGAUGUACCGCAGUGGGACAUGCUGCUGGAUGACAUUGAGCUGCCGCCUUUCGCCCCGUAG
This is a messenger RNA of Purpureocillium lilacinum, 2094 nucleotides long. The record is from RefSeq and is a predicted model, not a curated record. NCBI's taxonomy places the organism in Eukaryota, Fungi, Ascomycota, Sordariomycetes, Hypocreales, Ophiocordycipitaceae.